GAAUGGUCACCCGAUCUGGACCAAUGUUCACGCGGCUGCGGUCACCUAAUACAAAUAAAGCCACUUGAUAACACUUGUUUGAUUCAGCGUCUGUUGACCAGAGCCGGCGGAAAAGAUGCAUGUGAAAGAGCUUGUUUUCGGUCUCAUCUUACUAAUGCAAGCAUGUGGCCCACUUUUGGCCCAGACAGCAGCCCCAAAACAACCCGACUCUCCAGGAUUACUGCAGAGGCUGGCGGAGAAAGCCAGGGAAGCCAAAGCUACGGUCCAGGGCUGGGGGGAACCAGUGCUGGGCUAUAUUGAUGCUUACUAUGAAGACCACAUCCAUCCAGUGACCGACAGCUACGUUAAAUGGGCCUCUGAUGUCAAAAGCUCUGUGUGGGAGAAGAUCCAGACAACCAUUGACAACUACAGGCAACUGAGAGCAACUAAUCCAACUGAUCAACCCUCUCAAAGCUAAAGAAGAGCUGAAAAUCAAUAAAUAUUCUUACGAUUUGAUAUUGAAGUGAUCAUGUCUUAAGGUUUCAUUGGACUCUGCUGGUUUAUCAAAUAAAGACAGAAUCUGUAAUAAA
Messenger RNA from Epinephelus fuscoguttatus (brown-marbled grouper), 569 nucleotides. It is a transcript of the gene apoc4, whose product is annotated as apolipoprotein C-IV. Lineage: Eukaryota; Metazoa; Chordata; Actinopteri; Perciformes; Serranidae. The record is from RefSeq and is a predicted model, not a curated record. The coding region runs from base 116 to 457 and encodes 113 amino acids. The transcript is spliced from 4 exons.